Molecule: messenger RNA, 1457 nt
Organism: Hypoxylon trugodes
Lineage: Eukaryota; Fungi; Ascomycota; Sordariomycetes; Xylariales; Hypoxylaceae
Exons: 2
Coding region: 377-1363 (328 amino acids)
Biological process (GO): secondary metabolic process
Source: RefSeq, a predicted model, not a curated record
GCCAUAAGUCUAUUUACUUCAGUCCCGAAAUUUCGGAGUUUGAGCUUCAUAAUUUCCUAUCUCAGCAAUGCUUAUCUCCUUGUGCGAAUAGGCGACGCUUCAAUGGACUCUCGGGGUUCAGACGCCAGUGGACAGGGGCAGAUUGAAUUACGACGGGUUCGAGGGGUUCCCCAUAUCUUACAGGACCGGGUUUCGAUCGUAGCGCUAAGCCAUUCACCAAGACAUGGAGAUAAUUCUCUCGGCACCAUGGUAAAACCGAAUGGUCGCUUCAAUUUCGUAUAAAGAUAUCGUUAUGUAGUUGUUUUUACGGAUAUCAUAUGGGAUUUACGUACUUGCAUAUUAAAAACUCGUUGGUUGUUGACUUAAGUGUCUCAAAAUGGUCAAAUCGAACGAAGUCGUCAAGGCCAAUGAGCACUUCGCCAGCCAGCGCGUCGAGGGCGUUGUUUGCGUAUUCGCUGGAGCAACAAAUGGAAUUGGUGCGCGAACACUCGAACGUUCGGUAUCUCUAUUCCAGAGUGCGACAUUUUACAUACUAGGACGUUCUUCUGCGCGCUUCGAGCGAGAUCAGCGCCCGGUCUUAGACUCACUAAAGACCCCGGGGUGUCGCAUCGUAUUUAUCGAAACUGAGGUUUCGCUGAUUGCUGCUGUUGAUGCGGCGAGUAGCCAGAUCGCAGCGGCAGAGUCAAAGGUGGAUUACUUAUUCAUGAGUAUGGGCACGGGCGUACCUUUUGGAGGAGCUGAAUAUACCUCAGAGGGCCUCGAAGUAUGCUUCGCAUUAUCAUAUUACUCACGCGCACGGCUCCUAUCAAACUUACUCCCACUCCUCCGCCAAGCACCAAACCCGCGUGUCCUCUGUGUCCUAAACGGCGGUCGGGAAAAACUGAUUGACGAAACAGACCUUGGGCUCGAAAAGCCGGGGGCUUGGUCUGUAAGGGGCGCCAUCAAGCACAACACAGUCCUCAUGAGCAUAGCGCUAGAUCGAUUCGCCGCCGACGAGGGCAAUUCGCACAUCACAUUCCUGCACAAUUUCCCAGGUUUGGUGCGAACCGAUAAUCCGCGGAAGAAAAAUCCGACCGGCUUAUUAGGACUUUUGCUUCGGUUCGUCAAUAAGUUCAUUGUGACAUUUGCGCAGUUCUUAGUUGGUAUGUCGUCAAAAGAAGCGGGUGAGAGACAAGCAUAUCACUUGACAAGCAACACGUAUGGUCCUGGAUCGUGGCGCAUUUCCUUGAAGGGUGAUGUUGUGCCCGAUAAUGCGGCACUAAAGCAUUAUAGGGAAGCUGGCUGGAUGGAUAAAUUUUGGGAGUUCACGGUGCGUACCUGGGAUAGGGCAUUAGCUCAGAGUAGUGGUGGUGUGUCAAAGUAGAGAGAGGGAGGUUUACAUAUUUGGAGAACCAGAAUUACCCCGUUGUUUCUUUCUUGUUCUUACGUCCUCCCUUUCGUACUCUUUCGGUACCACU